CUGAUUCAUUUUCCUUCCAAUCCCAUCCCUCCACCUUCGAUAUUUUUCAUUGGUUUCUGGGUUUCGUCCGUUUCCUUGGUCGGUUUUGUUGGUGGCUAUAGCUAAGACUCAACCAACAAAGCACUCUGUUUUCUCUCCCUCGUGGGUUUCGUCCAUUCCCGUCUGGUCCCGUCUGAAGAGAAGCCAUGGCUGCUAAUGGCGUGAUCACUCGCAUCAACAGCAUGAGGGAGCGCUUCGAUGGCACCCUCGCUGGCAACCGUAACGAGCUCGUCUCUUUGCUCUCCAGGAUCGAGGCAAAGGGAAAGGGGAUCCUGCAGCACCACCAAAUCAUUGCGGAAUUCGAAGCCAUCCCGGAGAAAGACCAGAAGGUUCUCCAGGAAGGCGUGUUCGCCGAUGUUCUGAAAUCGGCACAGGAAGCGAUCGUGCUGCCUCCGUGGGUCGCUCUGGCUGUGCGCCCCAGGCCCGGCGUCUGGGAGUACUUUCGGGUCAAUCUCCAUGCUCUGGUCGUCGAGGAGCUCACUGUUCCCGAAUACCUCCACUUCAAGGAAGAGCUCGUUGAUGGAACCUCUAAUGGAAAUUUCACUCUGGAGCUGGACUUUGAGCCGUUCAACGCCUCUUUCCCUCGCUCGAGCCUCUCCAAAUCCAUCGGCAACGGCGUCGAGUUCCUCAAUCGUCACUUGUCCGCCAAGCUCUUCCAUGACAAGGAGAGCAUGCACCCUCUCCUUGAGUUCCUCAAGGUUCACUGCCACAAGGGAAAGAACAUGAUGCUGAACGACAGGAUUCACAACUUCAAUUCUCUGCAAUAUGUGCUGCGCAAGGCAGAGGAGUACCUGAUCACGCUACCGGUCGAGACGCCUUACUCGACAUUCGAGCACAAGUUCCAGGACAUGGGGCUGGAGAGAGGGUGGGGCGCUACCGCGGAGCGUGCCUUGGAGAUGAUCCAGCUGUUGCUGGACCUCCUGGAGGCGCCCGAUCCUUGCACGCUCGAGACUUUCCUCAGCAGAAUCCCGAUGGUGUUCAAUGUCGUCAUCAUGUCUCCUCACGGUUACUUCGCGCAGGACAAUGUGCUUGGCUACCCCGACACUGGCGGCCAGGUUGUGUACAUAUUGGAUCAAGUUCGUGCUUUGGAAGAGGAAAUGCUGAUGCGUAUCAAGCAGCAAGGCCUCGACAUCACCCCUCGUAUCCUCAUUAUCACUCGUCUCCUUCCUGAUGCGGUUGGAACCACUUGUGGGCAGCGGAUGGAGAAAGUGUAUGGAACUCAGUAUUCGGAUAUUCUUCGAAUUCCAUUUAGGACCGAAAAGGGAAUUGUUCGCAAGUGGAUCUCUAGAUUUGAAGUGUGGCCAUACCUAGAGACGUUCACUGAGGAUGUUGCUACUGAAAUUGGCAAGGAGUUCCAAGGGAAGCCUGAUCUCAUCAUCGGGAACUACAGCGAUGGAAACAUCGUGGCCACAUUGCUAUCGCAUAAGCUGGGUGUUACCGAGUGUACAAUUGCUCAUGCUCUGGAGAAAACUAAGUAUCCAGAGUCAGAUAUCUACUGGAAGAAGAUGGACGAGAAGUACCACUUCUCUUGCCAGUUCACCGCUGAUCUUAUCGCCAUGAACCAUGCCGAUUUCAUCAUCACUAGCACAUACCAAGAGAUUGCUGGAAGCAAGGACACCGUGGGACAGUAUGAAAGCCACACCUCCUUCACCUUACCAGGGCUCUACCGUGUUGUUCACGGUAUCAACGUCUUCGACCCCAAAUUCAACAUUGUUUCCCCUGGAGCUGACAUGAGCAUCUACUUCUCCUACGUCGAGGAGAAGCGCAGGCUCAAGCAUUUCCAUCCCGAUAUCCAGGAGCUUCUCUACAGUGACGUCGAGAACAAGGAACACUUGGGGGUGCUCAAGGAUAAGAACAAGCCGAUCAUCUUCACAAUGGCUAGGCUAGACAGGGUCAAGAACUUGACCGGCCUGGUCGAGUGGUACGGCAAGAACAGCAAGCUCCGCGAGCUGGUGAACCUCGUGAUCGUGGGUGGAGACAGGAGGAAGGAGUCCAAGGAUCUGGAAGAGCAAGCCGAGAUGAAGAAGAUGUACAGCUUGAUCGAGGAGUACAAGCUGCAGGGCCAGUUCAGGUGGAUCUCUUCCCAGAUGGACAGGGUGAGGAACGGUGAGCUGUACCGUUGCAUCGCAGACACAAAAGGCGCGUUCGUGCAGCCUGCGCUGUACGAAGCAUUUGGUCUCACCGUCGUUGAGGCCAUGACUUGUGGGUUGCCUACCUUCGCCACCAACAACGGUGGGCCGGCUGAGAUCAUCGUCCAUGGCAAGUCUGGGUUCCACAUUGAUCCCUACCAUGGGGAUCAAGCUGCUGAGCUUCUGGUGAACUUCUUUGAGAAGUGCAAGACUGAUCCGGCCCACUGGGACGAGAUCUCGCUGGGUGGCCUCCAGCGUAUUCAAGAGAAGUAUACUUGGCAGAUAUACUCGCAGAGGCUGCUGACACUCACUGCAGUGUAUGGUUUCUGGAAGCAUGUCUCGAACCUGGAUCGCCAGGAGAGCCGACGCUAUAUCGAGAUGUUUUACGCCCUCAAGUACCGUAAACUGGCUGAAGCUGUGCCAUUGACGGAGGAGUAAGGUGGUUGGCCGGAAACGGGAAAAAGGAAAGGUCUUUGAAUUGGCUGGAAGAGGGCUGUGGUUGAUGCAGGGGACUGUUCUUGGUGAUGAGUGAAUAAUGGUGUCUGUCAUGGUUUGACAAAAGCUCUUUGUUUCUUUUGGGCAAUUUGUAAUUUGUUCGCUUUUUUCAUUCCGCAUUUUCUGUUGGUAUUGUAUCUGUUUUUUCCCAUUCCCGGCAUUGUUUUGGAUGGAAAACUAGAGCCCAAUGAGAAAGUUGCAGUGAAUUUGAAUUGUGUUAAUCCAAUCUGCAGCCAUCGAUCUCACCAUGUCCAUAUUCCAAUUGCAAUCUUUCUCAUAUUAGAUUCGUGGUUAGUAAAAUGCAGUAUGAGUAUACAACGAUAUUACAUCCAGAGUUGGGUUCGUCGUUUUCAUCUAGACAAUAAUUUAAAAGUUCAGCAUCAAUUACAAAAUAUCAGAAGUUUGUAAUUGAAUAUAGAUAUAGAAGAUUAUCAAAUUGUCAAUACAAUUGAAUAAA
Linum tenue is the source of this 3120-nucleotide messenger RNA. The record is from the annotation of a GenBank genome assembly. NCBI's taxonomy places the organism in Eukaryota, Viridiplantae, Streptophyta, Magnoliopsida, Malpighiales, Linaceae.